Messenger RNA from Danaus chrysippus (African queen), 540 nucleotides. The record is from the annotation of a GenBank genome assembly. NCBI's taxonomy places the organism in Eukaryota, Metazoa, Arthropoda, Insecta, Lepidoptera, Nymphalidae.
AUGUCUGAGAAUUUAAUUAAAUGUGCGAACUGUAAUGUGGUUAUUUCGGAAGUAUUGGCGUUUAUACGCAAUAAACACGAUGUUAUGGACAAUGAGAGUCUCGUAAGGAUUUGUCAGUCGGCUUUUUCUGAAGAGGAGAUUGAUGAGGCGAAGAAGAAAUUAUUUACAUCCGUUAAGACUAAACAAAAGUAUUUACCGGAAGAUUUGAAACAAAAUUUUCAAAGGGUUAGGUCACCGUUAUCUUUAUUUAGCGAUGAUAAAAUUAAUAUUCGAAGAGGAGGGUAUUUUAGAAACAGCGGACCGAUAGGACCACCGCACGUGACGUCGGAGCUUACAGCUGACGCGAACGGCCGCACGACGUGUGACGUCACAGCAGCGUCUCACGGCAAUAACAAUAUUAUGAGUGCACCUACUAACAAUCAAAACAAUGAUUUAUUUAACAAACCAGCGUAUAGUGCUCUGUUCCACUCUCCGGCAAUUAAUAAAGUUGUUCCGGCUGCACCUGUGAGAUCGCCUGUGCUGUGUAGUGAGGGCAUUUAG